AUGGCUUCGUUCUACAAGAAGUUCACAGACCUGUCUCCUUCCGAGGUUGUAGGCUGUCUUGCCCUAUCCGCGAUCCACAUCAUCAUGGGAUCCAUCCUCUUUGACUUGGUUCACUGGACAGCUCAUCGAUCUGGUCCAUCAUCGAACCCCCUUCUCCGUGCUCUGAGACGCUUUCACUCCGCCCAUCACCAGUUUUUUGACCGCCAACUGAACUUCAAUGAAUCCUUCUCUUCGAGAAACAUUCUAUAUCACUUACCAAUGGAGCUCCUGUGCCAAGUGGUUGGCAGUUUGGCAAGUUGGCACUUGACUCGUGUCAUGGCUCUGAGGAAAACAUCGGUAGCAAGUCAAGACUUGACUCUCGUCUUGGUGUUUCUCAUUGUGCGCUCAUGUGUCGUUGCUUGGAACGAAGGGCGUGACUCGAACCACAUCCCAUACUCCCGAUUGCCCAAAGACCCGCACUCGAUUAUCGUGGGACCUCAGUACCAUGCCCUCCAUCAUAUCGACCCUCAAGGUUACUUUGGAUCCAUGAUCCGUUUUGUGGACUGGGUUUUCGGCACAGCCGUCACACUACGAGGCCGACGCAUUGUCAUGACAGGAGCACGAGGAGCAUUUGGGCAAGCUUUGCUGAAGGAGUUGAGCCAAGAAAAAGGCACGACGAUCCAGGCAUUGCAAUUUGGACGGGACUGGACCAUUGAUGAUUACAGCGGGCUAAAAAUGACGCUUCGAAACACCGAUAUUCUGGUUCUUGCUCACGGGUCAAAGAACACUAACGAAGCGUUCGAAGCCAACUGCGAAAGCGCGGUCUCUUUCAUCGACACAUUCAUACGUACCCGGAAGCCACCGAAAUCUCUGCUGCUCCCAGAGGUAUGGUACGUCGGAAGCGAGGCCGAGCUCCAUGGCACAUGGGCGGAAGGCAUGCGUGCUUACACCGAUUCUAAACGUGCGUUUACCUCAUUUGCUAGAGCUUACUAUGACGACAAGCACUUCAUUUACCGGCACAUCGUCCCAGCAGCUUUCUCGUCGGGAAUGGGCCCAGCGGUCGCCAGCGCGCGGUGGGCGGCAAAGCUGUCACUGUGGUGGAUUCGGCGUGGAGCUCGAUAUGUGCCUGUCACGUAUACCGGCAUGGCAUUUUUGAACUACUUUAAGUUCCAAUACUGGGUUACUCCGAAUAGGCCGUCAGUAGAAAAGAGGAUGUGA
Molecule: messenger RNA, 1197 nt
Organism: Fusarium vanettenii 77-13-4
Lineage: Eukaryota; Fungi; Ascomycota; Sordariomycetes; Hypocreales; Nectriaceae
Exons: 1
Coding region: 1-1197 (398 amino acids)
Biological process (GO): lipid biosynthetic process
Molecular function (GO): iron ion binding; oxidoreductase activity
Source: RefSeq, a predicted model, not a curated record